AUGCAAUCGCCAUACCUCCCUGAGCAUAUGAACUUCCAAAUCACCGUCUUUCUCAACCCCUGGCUGCGAGACCGUACACACUAUGACAUCCCCGAUCCCACACACUACUCGAUACAUCAGCCCAUCCCAAUUGUCAAACGCAAGCACUUCAACCGUAUCCCCAAACCAACGCCAAACACCCACCUAGAACCCAGCGGUGAGCAGUAA
Molecule: messenger RNA, 207 nt
Organism: Plenodomus lingam JN3
Lineage: Eukaryota; Fungi; Ascomycota; Dothideomycetes; Pleosporales; Leptosphaeriaceae
Source: RefSeq, a predicted model, not a curated record